ACCACGGAACAAUCCUCCUUCGCCACAUCCCACUACUAAUGCCAAUGUUAACAAUACUAGUCGUGAUACGUCGUACUCACCUCCAUCACGAGAAGUUCCUAAUAGGAUAGGAGGAACAAAUACCGAUCAUACCUAUUACGCAGCAUCGGAAGUUGGUUAUCGGGACGGAGCAAAUGAUCAAAUGUAUUACGCUGAACCUCAUCAUCCAUUCGUUGGAAAUAUGUACGCUGGCGGAGUUGGUGUUGAUCCUUAUGGAUAUAAUUAUCCACCGUAUCCGCCUCACAAUCCAUACGCAUACGGAUACCCAGCAAACUACGAAUACUAUCCACCAGCCGCGGCUGUUGGAGCAGGAAUGUAUCAUCAUAAUUCUCAUCAUCAUGCUCAGUACGAAAAGAAAUAUAACGAGAAGAAACAAAAACGGCCUUUGGAUGUUGUUGAUGUGCAUGCGGUCACUCAUCAAUUGAAAAAAGUAAGCAAUGCUUUACCUAAUUUUAGGGAUACAUUACGAUGA
Messenger RNA from Ambispora leptoticha, 511 nucleotides. The record is from the annotation of a GenBank genome assembly. Lineage: Eukaryota; Fungi; Glomeromycota; Glomeromycetes; Archaeosporales; Ambisporaceae.